Anopheles coluzzii is the source of this 590-nucleotide messenger RNA. It is a transcript of the gene Chrac-14, whose product is annotated as DNA polymerase epsilon subunit 3. The transcript has 2 exons. Bases 123 to 512 code for a protein of 129 amino acids. Gene Ontology annotation, cellular component: epsilon DNA polymerase complex; CHRAC. NCBI's taxonomy places the organism in Eukaryota, Metazoa, Arthropoda, Insecta, Diptera, Culicidae. Gene Ontology annotation, biological process: DNA damage response; heterochromatin formation; leading strand elongation. Gene Ontology annotation, molecular function: chromatin DNA binding; protein heterodimerization activity. The record is from RefSeq and is a predicted model, not a curated record.
AACGGGAAAUGGCGCUCUUUAUUCCCAUGUAAACAACAUUCCGGCAGCUGGUUCCAUUCUGCUUCAAGCGCUUGUGUAUCGUGUUAAAAAUCGUAUUUGCUUCACAAACCUUUCAUUUCGCAAUGGUCGAACGAAUCGAGGAUCUGAACCUGCCCAACACAUCGGUGACCAGGCUGAUCAAGGAAGCGAUUCCGGCCGAUGUGAAAAUCUCCAGCGAAUGCCGCGUCGCGCUAGCCCGGGCAACUUCCGUGUUCGUCCUGUAUCUCACAUCGGCGGCCACCACGGCAGCGCAGCAAAAGAAUCAAAAAUCGCUCACAGCCGACCACGUGCUUAAAGGGCUGGAGGAAAUCGAGUUCGAAAGUUUCAUCGAGCCGUUAAAAGGCGAACUGGAGAAUUUUAGAAAGAUGAUAAAAUCACGAAAAGACAAGAAAGCGGCCAAACCGGAUACGGAUACGACGGUGGAAGGUGCGGUAAUUGAUUUGGAGAACAUGGAAAACAUGCAGGACGGUUGAAUGGCGAGCCUCGCGCGCACGUUAGCGGUUAAGGAAUAAACGAUAUUAUUUUGUAAUAUUAAAAACGCACGGACCCGA